Oncorhynchus tshawytscha (Chinook salmon) is the source of this 2385-nucleotide messenger RNA. RefSeq names its product Bardet-Biedl syndrome 4 protein-like. Bases 83 to 1558 code for a protein of 491 amino acids. Gene Ontology annotation, biological process: protein localization to cilium; cilium assembly. Lineage: Eukaryota; Metazoa; Chordata; Actinopteri; Salmoniformes; Salmonidae. The transcript is spliced from 16 exons. Gene Ontology annotation, cellular component: ciliary basal body. Gene Ontology annotation, molecular function: protein binding. The record is from RefSeq and is a predicted model, not a curated record.
AGCCUCCUGUGCUGUCAAGAUGGCGGACGAAGAAAACACACUAACUGUGAGGAUAAUUUACUUGCUAUGAAUUGGAAUUACAAUGCUCCCAGUGGCCUCUGAGACGAAGAAACGCCAGGCUCCAAAGGCUCCGGAACUUCCCAUUCUGGAGAGGAGGAACUGGCUCAUCCACCUGCACUACAUCCGCAAAGACUAUGAGAUCUGCAAGGCAAUGAUCAAAGAGCAGCUACAGGAGACCCAGGGAAUGUGUGAAUAUGCCAUAUACGUACAAGCUUUAAUCUUGCGUCUGGAGGGGCAGAUCCAGCCAUCCCUGGAGCUGUUCCAGAGUUGUGCCAUCCUCAAUCCCACCAGCCCCGACAACCUCAAACAAGUGGCCCGAUCGCUUUUUCUGUUGGGGAAACACAAGGCAGCCAUUGAGGUUUAUCAGGAAGCUGGGAAGCUCAAUGAGAAAGACUGGGAGAUCAACCAUAAUCUGGGUGUAUGCUAUUCCUUCAUAAAAGACUUCCAAAAUUCUGAAGAGCAGUUGAAUGCAGCCCUGCAGUUGAAAAAACACGACAGGACAUUCAUGACACUGGGAAAGGUCCACUUGUUGGCGGGAGACACGGACAAAGCCAUCGAAGUGUACAAGAGUGCAGUGGAGUUCUCUCCAGAGAAUGCCGAGUUGCUGACCACUCUGGGGCUCCUGUAUCUGCAGUUGGGAAAAUACCAAAAAGCAUUUGAACAUCUCGGGAAUGCACUUACUCAUGAUCCUAAUAACUAUAAGGCCAUCCUGGCAGCAGGCAGUAUGAUGCAGACCCAUGGGGACUUUGAUGUGGCCAUGAACAAGUACCGCGUGGCAGCGUGCAUGGUCCCCGAGAGCCCCCCGCUCUGGAACAACAUCGGCAUGUGCUUCUUUGGCAAGAAGAAAUAUGUAGCAGCCAUCAGCUGCCUGAAGCGGGCCCACUACCUGUCUCCGUUUGACUGGAAGGUACUGUACAACCUGGGCCUGGUGCACCUCACCAUGCAGCAGUAUGCCUCUGCCUUCCACUUCCUCAGCGCUGCCACCAACCUGCAGCCCCACCUGGGAGAACUCUACAUGCUACUAGCAGUUGCACUGACCAAUCUGGAGGAUGUGGACAAUGCCAGGAGAUCCUAUGAACAAGCUGUGGCUUUAGACCAGUCCAACCCUCUGGUCAACCUGAACUUUGCCAUUCUGCUGUACAACCACGGGGACAAGAAGGGAGCCCUGCAACAGUACCAAGAGAUGGAAAGGAAAGUCAACAUACUGAAGGACAGCAACACUGAGUUUGACCCUGAGCUAAUGGACAUGGCUCAGAAGAUGGCCGCUGCCUUGCAGGUGGGAGAGAGCCUGGAGUGGACCAAGCCGGUCAAAGACCCCAAGUCUAAGCAGCGCUCGGCUGGGGCCCCCAGUAAAACCCCUGGCAGCUCCCAGCAGCCCCUAGGCACCAACCAGGCCCUGGAGCAGGCCAUGUCCUCCGCCGCAGGCUACAACAAGAGCAUCUCACUCCCCACAGGAGUGUCCCCCCACAGCCAGCCCACGCCCCCUCCCUGGCCUUAGAGGAGGAGCCUGAUGUGGAGACCACCGCCACCCGAGCCCCUCAGCCAGAAGAGUCAGACCCCUCCACCACCAUGCCCCCUCUGGCAGCCAAACCCAAAGUCAAGAAGAACAAGUUGAAGCAAGAGCUGAACUAGACUAGACGUCCCGUAUCUAGUCCACAGGCCUGUAGUGUAUCAUCACUCCCAGAAUGUCACUCAGCUUAUCUAGUCCACAGGCCUGUAGUGUAUCAUCACUCCCAGAAUGUCACUCAGCUUAUCUAGUCCAUAGGCCUGUAGUGUAUCAUCACUCCCAGAAUGUCACUCAGCUUAUCUAGUCCACAGGCCUGUAGCGUAUCAUCACUCCCAGAAUGUCACUCAGCUUAUCUAGUCCACAGGCCUGUAGUGUAUCAUCACUCCCAGAAUGUCACUCGAUCUCUAUCCGUUUUAGUUUUCAUCAAGAAUAGUUAGUCGAAGGCCACAAGGCGUUCACUAGCUUUUUGAUUUAGCUUGUUUACAAAGUGCUUUAUGUUGCUCUUUCUUAAUGGUCUUACUAACCAAGGUGAGCCAGCCUAAUGACAGAGGUGUCAUAAUGAGUUGACUUCCUGAUCAUCAAAGGCCUUGACAUGAUCUCUUUUCAGUAGUUUCAGAUACUUCCUCUGUUCAACUUUCUCUAUUGGGCCGUGUCAAAUGCAGCAUAUGAUUUUUUUCUACUUAGCCUUGGUCAGUGGCAGGUCUGGGUUAUUGUUUAUAAUGACACUAAAUAUACAUUCCUCCAUUUUAAGUAACCUCUAAGAUAUGACAAUCAUGAAUGAGAUGAGGGAAAUAAAGAUUGUAGUGUUUUAUACCUAA